AUGCCCAGUGAGUUUGCAUUAGUUGCGGCAGACGAUUUUGUUUUCGUUCAGAGAUUCUCGAGCUUCAGUCGCCUGGUGAGGACCACAGCCUGGGUCCUACGGUUUGCGCGCUGGUGCCGCAAACAGCGAAACGAACUCGAGGAAUACGGCCUUACUGCAGCAGAAUGUAAGGCCGCGGAGAACCUGUUGGUCAGACAGGCACAAUUGGAGUCGUUCCCCGACGAGAUGAGGUCGGCGGAAACUGGACAGGACGUCGCUAGAUCGAGCGACAUUCGAGGGUUGGUGCCCUACCUAGACGAGGACGGGAUUCUGCGAGCUUACGGCAGAAUUGAUGCCGCACUGUGCAUCCCGUACAGUGCGAGGAGACCCGUAUUACUGUCACACAGGCACAGUCUGUCAGAGCUGAUUGUGAGAGACUUCCACGCCAGGAUGAAGCAUCAAAAUGUGGAUGCUACGAUUGCGGAGAUCCGGACAAAGUUCUGGGUCACAAAGAUGAGGCGUGUGAUGCGGGGAGUCAUCUCAUCGUGCAACGAGUGCAAGUUGCAGCGAGCGCGGCCGAUGCCGCCGAUAAUGGGACCCCAUCCGGAAGACAGACUGGAUGCGGGUGGAUGGCCAUUCAAAUACACAGGACUGGACUACUUUGGGCCACUGCUGGUGACUGUGUCCCGUCACAAGGAGAAGCGUUGGGUCGCCUUGUUUACGUGUUUGACGACAAGGGCGAUUCACCUGGAGCUGGCGCAUGACCUGUCGACGGAUUCCUGCAUAAUUGCGAUCAGGAACUUCGUCUGCCGUAGAGGGCCAGUAUAUAGACUGCGCAGCGAUAACGGCAAGAACUUCGUGGGAGCUGACAGGGAAGCCAGGCGCUUUGGUGACGUAUUCGAGAUGGAGAAGCUUCAGAGUGAGUUGUCAAGCAGAAGGAUUGAAUGGGUUUUUAAUUGUCCAGCGAACCCGUCUGAGGGCGGAGUUUGGGAGCGCAUGGUGCAGUGCGUCAAGAGAGUACUGCGUCAUACCCUGAAGGAAGUUGCGCCGAAGGACCAUGUAUUGGAGAGUUUCCUGAUUGAGGCGGAGAAUAUUGUAAACUCGCGUCCGCUCACCCACUUGCCUGUGGAUGCGGACCAGGAGGCGCCGUUGACGCCAAACGAUCUACUCAAGGGAGUAGCCAAUCUGCCGGAUACGCCUGGAUUGGAUGCGGAGCUGCCCAAGGAGGGUUCUACGAGGAAGCAGUGGAGGAUUGCUCGCCUGCUACGAGACCGUUUCUGGAGGAGGUGGGUCAUGGAGUACCUGCCUACGCUUGUGCGCCGCGAGAAGUGGUGCCGCCGAACGGAGCCCAUCCACCAGGGUGAUAUGGUCUUCGUCUGCGAUCCUGCCUUGGCCCGACGAGAGUGGCGCAAGGGCAUCGUGGAGGAGAUCUACAGCGGAGCUGAUGGAGUCGUCAGACGCGCUAAGGUGCGCGUGAACGACAACGGCCUAUCUAGGACAAUGAUGCGACCCGUCUCUAAACUUGCAGUUUUGGAUUUGAGUGAAGCGGUUCUUCACGGGGUCGGGGAUGUCGCGGAUCGAAUAUUGUUAUCGAUAGGCUAG
Molecule: messenger RNA, 1581 nt
Organism: Drosophila teissieri
Lineage: Eukaryota; Metazoa; Arthropoda; Insecta; Diptera; Drosophilidae
Exons: 1
Coding region: 1-1581 (526 amino acids)
Biological process (GO): DNA integration
Molecular function (GO): nucleic acid binding
Source: RefSeq, a predicted model, not a curated record